CGGCGCUGAGGCGAUGGCGCAGGCGGCGGGCGGGCGCGACGCGCUGAGCCUGGAGGAGAUCCUGCGGCUGUACGGCCAGCCCAUCAACGAGGAACAGGCGUGGGCCGUGUGCUUCCAGGGCUGCGCCGCGCUGCUCACCGCCCGCCCGCCGCGCCGCCUGCGCUCGGCCGCCCAGCUGCGCGUCUGCAGCGACGGCCGGGUCGCCGUGGGCGCCGAGGAGGAGGAGGACGAGGGGCCGCCCGCCUCCGGUAAAUUGGGAUGCUCGCAAUGCACCGAAGAGGAGGUGAUCGAGUCCCUGGGCAUCAUCAUCUACAAGGCCCUGGACUAUGGCCUGAAGGAGAGCGAGGAGCGGGAGCUGAGCCUGCCACUGGAGCAGCUCAUCGACCUCAUGGCCAACACAGCCGAGGCCGAUGGCAGCCAUGAGGAGGGUGAGAGUGAGCAGGAGGCCCAGCGGCGGCCCGGGGCCAUCUGCUCCUACCGCGAUGUCAUGAAGAUGUGUGCCGCUCAUCUUCCGCCCAAGUCGGAGGCAGCAAAUCACUAUCGGGCCGUGUGCCGCGCCCUGUUCGCAGAGACUAUGGAGCUCCACACGUUCCUGACCAAGAUCAAGAGUGCGAAGGAGAACCUUAAGAAGAUCCAGGAAAUGGACCAGAGUGAUGAGUCCCACGCCGACCUGGAGGAGCUGAAGAACGCGGACUGGGCGCGUUUCUGGGUCCAGGUGAUGAGGGACUUGCGCAACGGGGUGAAGCUGAAGAAGGUGCAGGAGCGGCAGUACAGCCCGCUGCCCAUCGAGUACCAGCUCACGCCCUACGAGAUGCUGAUGGAGGACAUCCGCUGCCGGCGCUACACCCUUCGGAGAGUGAUGGUGAAUGGUGACAUUCCCCCUCGGCUGAGGAAGAGUGCCCACGAAAUCAUCCUGGACUUCAUCCGGUCCCGGCCGCCUCUCAAUCCGGUGUCAGCCAGAAAACUGAAGCCCACCCCUCCACGACCACGCAGCCUCCAUGAGAGAAUCUUAGAGGAGAUCAAGGCUGAAAGGAAGCUGCGGCCUGUCUCAGCCGAGGAGGUCCGCCGGAGCCAGCUAGCAAUACGGCCACUUAGCAUGUCUCACAGCUUUGACUUGUCAGAUGUGACCACACCAGAAUCUCCAAAGAGCCUCCGGGAGCCAUCACAGGUGAACGGGGCCUCACUGUCACCAGCAGAGCCGGGGAAGAGCGGGCAGAGCCCCGCUGGGCUGGCGCCUGUGGUUCGGAAGAGGCUGCUCAAGGCCCCGACGCUGGCCGAGCUGGACAGCUCUGACUCCGAGGAGGAAGCCCCACGCAAGCCCAGCAGCAGCAGCGGCAGCAGCAGCGUAUCCCCCUCCCUGCUCGAGGACCCUGUCCUGGAGGCCGUGUGCACAAGGAAGAAGCCUCCGAAAUUCCUGCCCAUAUCGUCCACGCCCCAGCCGGAGAGGCGGCAGCCGCCCCAGAGACGCCACUCCAUCGAGAAGGAGACGCCCACAAAUGUGCGGCAGUUCCUGCCUCCAUCCAGGCAGAGCUCCCGCUCUCUUGUUCCUAGGACGACCAGUGUAUGGCCAAGGACAUCUUUCCGACCGCUUUUCUCUACCAUACACACAGCUUCUCUGCUCGGCUCCCACCCUCUGGAAGCGGCCAUGUUUGGGGUGGCAGGGGCUGUGUAUUAUCUGUGUGAGAGAGCUUUGGCCAGCAGGUGGAGACCCGCACAGGAGGAGUUCUGCUACCCGGUGGAGUGCCUGGCGCUCACUGUGGAGGAGGUGAUGCACAUCCGGCAGGUGCUGGUCAAGGCGGAGCUGGAGAAGUACCAGCAGUACAAGGAUGUCUACACCGCCCUGAAGAAGGGCAAGCUCUGUUUCUGCUGCAGAACCCGGAGGUUUUCCUUCUUCACCUGGUCGUACACCUGUCAGUUCUGUAAGAGGCCCGUGUGCUCGCAGUGCUGCAAGAAGAUGCGGCUGCCCUCCAAGCCAUACUCCACGCUCCCGAUCUUCUCCUUGGGACCUUCUGCCUUGCAAAGAGGUGACAGCAUGCCGUCAGAGAAGCCCUCUGCUGGCCACCAUCGGCCACUGCGGAGCAUCGCCAGGUUUUCCUCGAAGACUAGGUCUGUGGACAAAGUGGACGAGGAGCUCCAGUUCCCCAAGGAGCUCAUGGAGGAUUGGAGCGCGAUGGAGGUGUGUGUGGACUGCAAGAAGUUCAUCUCUGAGAUCAUCAGCUCCAGCCGGCGCAGCCUGGUGCUGGCCAACAAGCGAGCCCGGUUGAAGCGGAAGACGCAGUCUUUCUACGUGUCCUCGUCGGCAGCCGCGGAGUACUGUCCUUCGGAGCGGACCAUCAGCGAGAUCUGAGCCACGCCUUCCCCGGGCAGAGAGGCUCCCAUCUGUCAGGUCCCACCGCGCUGUCGUCCCUGGGGUGACGUGGGGCAGCCAGGUUGGGGGCGGCGGGUGAGGCUGGCUUUGGCGUGUGGAUAUGGAGCUGGGUGCUGCCCUGCGUGGGUUCCCUGUGGUCCCCUGAUGUGUCCCUGACUAGGGUUCGGAGCUUCUCGGGUGAGAAGUCAGCCUGCUGGGCCGCUGUCAGCACGGUCCAUGGCAGUGAGUCAUGCUGGCUUCCCGAGAAGCAGUGCCACAGCCUGGCUCCGGGUUCCUGCGAGGGCCGCAAGCUCCAGGCCACGCUGGUGCAGAGCCGCUGGCCCCACAGUGUCCCCAGCCGAUGGCCUGCCCUGAAUGUAUUACCGUUACUAACAGUUAAUGACGAGUCGGGAAGCUGGAGUUCUGUGGGCAUUUGGGCGACAGACACCAAGUCUGAGCGGCCACGUGUAUUCCGGGUGACCGAGAAGCUGUGGCGUCCAGGGUGCCAGGGGAGGGAGCCGGGGCGUGUGCAUCUGCAGUGUUUUCUUAACUUUCUAGUGCAGCUUUCUCAAUUAAAUUAAGCCACAAUUUAGUACCUAAGGUCUCAAACUGAAGUUUAUUUUUGUAAAUGAAUUUUAAAAGGAAAAAAUACCUAGCUCUUUUAAAAGUACAAGAAAAUUUACCCGCACUGGCAGAUAUUGGGAUCCCCUCUGCCCUCCUGUGACUUGGGCUGAUGACCUGGGCGUCUGCUGAGGGUUGGCCCCUGGAGGCCAUCGCUUUUGCAGUCCUCUGUGCGCGUGCACAGCACUUCUGAUCGUGUGGGACACAGCCAUGGCCAGCCCGGCCCCCACCCGAGACGCUGUCCCGAGACAUGUCCACGUCGAGUAAUGGCCGUACCUCACCGCUGCUCCAGCGGUAGUUUUUACUGGGUGGAAAUUUACAACUUAGUAAAUGGCUUUAAACUACCUAGACCUAUAAAAUAAACUUUACGAGUUGACUCAAAUAA
Messenger RNA from Heterocephalus glaber (naked mole-rat), 3353 nucleotides. RefSeq names its product spire type actin nucleation factor 1 (gene Spire1). Gene Ontology annotation, biological process: intracellular transport; polar body extrusion after meiotic divisions; cleavage furrow formation. The record is from RefSeq and is a predicted model, not a curated record. Lineage: Eukaryota; Metazoa; Chordata; Mammalia; Rodentia; Bathyergidae. Gene Ontology annotation, cellular component: cytoplasmic vesicle membrane; cell cortex. Gene Ontology annotation, molecular function: microtubule binding; actin binding.